GUGUUACAUCCUUAUGAACUCAAAGGUCUGUAGCUGGAAUUUUCUAUAAUAUAUAUUUCUCACCACUGCCCCGACCGCACGGAGAAGUCUCCUCGUCAGCGACGGGCGUCCUUGCUCUCGCGUAGCGACGAGGAGGAUUGGUGCGAUGGCUCCCAAUUCGUCCAGCCCGCUGGCCUCGCCGUUGGUGUCACCGGCACCAUCGGGACACGACUCGGUGUCGCUGACGGUGUCAUCGGAGGAGAGCGCCGAGGAUAGCGACGACGAGGUUCAAUGUACGGACGGCCCGCGCGCACCAACCGCUGAAGAAAUGGCCUGGUGGAGGCGGCAGCAAAGGGCGGAGCCGGGAACAAGGAAUAAAAAGCCGCUGACCGUGCAUGACAGAGUCGAGGCGGUGAAGCGGAAGUUCCAAGAGGCGACGCCGGAUGAAAAGCGCCGGAUCUACCGGGUGCUGAGGGCGGCGCAGGCGAUCAGGCGUCGGAGGGAUGAGCGGUUGGAGGCGCGGCGGCGACAGGCGGAAAGAGCCGCCAGUACGAAGGAGCCUGGCGAAGGGAGCGACGAAGCGCCGCCACCCCCACCAUUCCGGGUGGUGCUGCCGCCGAUGCAGCGCCGGACCGACGAGGCGGAGACCGAGGGGGCGCGGUCCCAGGAGGGACCUGCAGGAGUCACAGGCCGAAGAAGAAGUGCACCGGAGCAGCAGCAGCAGCACCAGCAGCAGCAUCAUCAGCAGCAGGGGCAGUGGCAACAGCAUCAGCAGCAGGGGCAGUGGCAGCAGCAACAACAGUGGAGGGGACCCGAGGCGGCAGUGAUGGGCCCUUAUGUGUCGCAGGAGGUGCGGACCGCCGUGCGCCAGGGGAUGGUGUGGCACCACCAGACCCUGCACAUCACGUGGGCCUCGGGACCCGCCCCGUGCGAAGCCCAGCCAGAGGCAGGCGCCCGGGUGUGGGAGGAGACUCCACGCGGCAGCAACAGCAGGGACCCGCGGAGGAAGACCCCGGAAUAA
Drosophila persimilis is the source of this 1000-nucleotide messenger RNA. Its product is annotated as actin cytoskeleton-regulatory complex protein PAN1. The coding region runs from base 146 to 1000 and encodes 284 amino acids. The record is from RefSeq and is a predicted model, not a curated record. The transcript is spliced from 2 exons. Lineage: Eukaryota; Metazoa; Arthropoda; Insecta; Diptera; Drosophilidae.